This is a messenger RNA of Colossoma macropomum (tambaqui), 550 nucleotides long. Its product is annotated as histone H3. NCBI's taxonomy places the organism in Eukaryota, Metazoa, Chordata, Actinopteri, Characiformes, Serrasalmidae. Gene Ontology annotation, cellular component: nucleosome. Gene Ontology annotation, molecular function: structural constituent of chromatin; protein heterodimerization activity; DNA binding. The transcript has a single exon. The coding region runs from base 7 to 417 and encodes 136 amino acids. The record is from RefSeq and is a predicted model, not a curated record.
GAUACCAUGGCAAGAACCAAACAGACAGCUCGUAAGUCCACCGGUGGUAAGGCCCCGAGGAAGCAGCUGGCGACCAAGGCUGCUCGCAAGAGCGCCCCGGCCACAGGCGGCGUCAAGAAGCCUCACCGCUACAGGCCCGGCACCGUGGCUCUCAGGGAGAUCCGCCGUUACCAGAAAUCCACAGAGCUGCUCAUCCGCAAGCUGCCCUUCCAGCGCCUGGUGCGGGAGAUCGCUCAGGACUUCAAGACCGAUCUCCGCUUCCAGAGCUCUGCCGUUAUGGCUCUGCAGGAGGCUAGCGAGGCUUACUUGGUCGGUCUGUUCGAGGACACUAAUCUGUGCGCCAUCCACGCCAAGAGGGUCACCAUCAUGCCUAAGGACAUCCAGCUGGCCCGGCGUAUCCGCGGAGAGCGCGCUUAAAUUAAACGGAGCGCUCACGACUUGCUCAAAACCCCCCAAAGGCUCUUUUAAGAGCCACUUAGCUGUUUCAGUCCAAAAGAGCGAGUGUUCUAGCAACUCCUGCGGUCUUGUAAGUGUUGUGAUGGGACAAUGG